UGGUGUAGGUUUUAUGCUACCUUGUUUUCAGAUGUUGAGUCAUCAGAUUUUUUUUUUCCUGGUAGUGAGUGUAUUUCAUUUCAGGCUGGUUAACUGUCAUUUAGGCCAUACAUUUUCUAUUAAAUAAAAUGAAAUUACUGCUGAGCCUAAGGAUGCGGAUGAGGCUGGGGCUUGCAGCCUGGCUACACGUGAUUCAGAUAUGCUUUCUUUCCUUUAUAGUAUGAUUUAGAUGUGUAUAGAUAUUCUAUGAGUUUUUGCAAUCCAUGCAUUUGAAUCAUCAUAUAUGCUUAUGAUUUUAAUGCACCAAAAACCACCUAUGCAAUCUCAGCCCUGCAAAUGCGUCAGCAUAUCAAGCUCAUGGACUUGACAUGGAUAUGUUUGAUGUCACCUAGGUGCGGAACCAAUUGUCCAUUCCAAUGUUACCAAGAUCACCAACCCACCUCAUUCUUUUGACAAAAAAGAAAAUGAAAAAGAAAAAAAGGUGGCACUUCUAGCAGUCAUAGAUAUUAUUGUCCUCAGCCCCUAGAGUCUGCAUUUGGAUGUUCUGAUUUCUUUGUGCAUGCAGUUUUUUUUCCAUUGAAUUCAAUAUCAGUGAGUUUCUCAAAUGUAGGAUGUUUUGCUAGCAGUGAUUUCUUUGUUCUGAUUCCUUUUACUUUAUACUAAUGUUUUUAUUCUCAAAGUUUAAUUUAUCUAUUUCAUUAUGGCGUUUUCUCAUAAGUUGCAAGCUCUGGUUGAGGACUACAUUUUCAGUGGAGGCAUCUUCUCUAUGUCGGUAUUUCAGUAUACUAAUGAGGAAAAAAGCUCUCAAGUGGAGCCUGAAUUCAUAGAUAAAUCAGCUGAUAUUUCCAUGGGAUGUGUCUCGCAUUUGAGCAUCAACGUAGGCAAAAGCAAUCCCAACAAAAACAAGACUGAUUCAAUUCCAUCUUCAAUAGACAACAAGGUUAGUUCCAUAAAGAAGGAAUAUGAUCAAGCCCAAUUUGAGCUCAAUUUGAGUCGUUUAAAGAUGAAAGAAUGUGAUGCUGAGAUCAGUGCCAUUGUCAAGGAGCAACAGAAGCUUCAACAUAAAAUUAGUGAUGCAAAUGUUGAGAGGAAAAAAUUGGAAAACAAGAUUAAGCGAAUGGAGAUGGAACAGUAAGAUUGUUCCCUGAAGCCUUGAGAAGAGGGUCAACAAAAAAGUUAUGGCAAUGUUCGAGAAAGCUGAAGAUGAAUACAAUGACUUAUUAUCCAACAAAAACAUCAUUGAGAAUGAUAAGUCAAAAAUCAAGAAGGUGAUUGAAGAGCUUGAUGAAAAGAAGAAGGAAACACUAAAAGUUACUUGAGUUAAAGUGAGCAACUGACCAGCUAAAGAAGUCAGUGGAGGAUGAAAUUCAUUUUCUCAAGGGAAGGGUUUCAGAACUUGAAAGCGAUCUUGUGUCGAAGUCCACAGAAGUUACAUCUGAAGUUUUCAGGAAAGAAAAAGCUUUAUCUUCUACAUUUGCUGAAAUUGACCGUCUGAAGGAAGAAGAUUCUAUGAAAACGUGAGCGUUAUUGAAUGCAUAUGGUGGGUGUUUAUUGUGUUGGAGUGUAUUUAUUUCUUGCACAUGAGGGCACGCCUUAGUUGUAAUUCUUAUGAUAGGUUGAGCAAAGUGAAGUAUUGUUUAUUUAGAAAUGUGAAUGUAGGAUGCAUUGUAUGAUUUGAUUGCUAUUUGUAAUAAAUGCAUCAUUUUUUAUUGCA
Magnolia sinica is the source of this 1714-nucleotide messenger RNA. RefSeq names its product structural maintenance of chromosomes protein 2-2-like. The coding region runs from base 701 to 1135 and encodes 144 amino acids. The transcript has 8 exons. NCBI's taxonomy places the organism in Eukaryota, Viridiplantae, Streptophyta, Magnoliopsida, Magnoliales, Magnoliaceae. The record is from RefSeq and is a predicted model, not a curated record.